AUGAAAGCGACAAAAGACAUCCGUGUUGGGCAUAGGCUUGCUGCUUGGUUUCCGGGGGGGAGGCUUGGGUAUGAUAGGUGCCUCGUGCACCAGGACAUUCUCGUAAGUAGUGUUGAGGGUGGUGAAGACCUUGAACCUAGGCUUAGGUGUGAAGGGGAGUGGCGCCCGAUCACUUGUCCUAGAAGGGUUGUUUCCACUAGACUGGUGGUGGUUGCCAUGUCUGCCACGCUUGCUAUUACUGAAGUUGAUGGUGCGGGGGUUCAGCCUGUAGAACCAAUUCAAGGCCGUGUCACUGAGGGUGGAAGGGAAGAGGAGGCACAUGCCUUUGUCAGUGAGGCCCUUGCACCCCAGGGCAGACUAGAAAGAAUGUAUGUGGAUGAGAGGAUCCUCCGUGCCAGUGUAGAAGGCGAUGCGGAGUGGCUGAAUGUCUUUCUAGUGGUGGUAAUUAAGGAUGCGUUCGGUGAAGGGCCCGGGUCGUGGCUUCGCCCAGAGGGGCUGGUGACUGCAGUGUUGCUCAUUCUCCGGACGCCGAACCUUCUCGAAGAGAAGCCUCAUGGCCGAGUCGGCAUGAGGGAGGGGCUUGGGUGCUAA
Messenger RNA from Prunus armeniaca (apricot), 591 nucleotides. Lineage: Eukaryota; Viridiplantae; Streptophyta; Magnoliopsida; Rosales; Rosaceae. The record is from the annotation of a GenBank genome assembly.